Messenger RNA from Rubroshorea leprosula, 757 nucleotides. The record is from the annotation of a GenBank genome assembly. Lineage: Eukaryota; Viridiplantae; Streptophyta; Magnoliopsida; Malvales; Dipterocarpaceae.
AAAAAAGAGUCCUAUAUGAAAAAUACAAAUAAAUCCUAUUAUUAUCAAAAUAGAAGAGUUCUUUUUUGUGCAAUAAUUGCUGUAGAAACCCUUAUAUGAAAGUGAUGGCUUCGCUGCUUGAAGAAGCAAGAUUCAAUAUCACAGUCCUGAUCACCACAGGCAUAUUGGGAGGAAUGAAGAGUAGCGUGGCUAAAGGGGUCGGUCUAAUGGAAGGUGUACUUCUCACCCUCGGUAUAGCCUUAACAAUAGGAGCCAAUCUCCACGCAAGAAACAUCAUACAAUUGAGAAUCCUAAUGAACACAAUGCCGAACAAGAAGCAAGCUGCCGACAGCCUUCCCUUGAAGAAAAAUCGAGAAUUUCUAGAUAUGCUCUACUCUGCUCUUCUUCCCCUGUCCGUCGGUUUCUGCUGGGUGUGAAUUUCUGGGCAUUUUUCGAAUUGCCACCGGCUUCUUCUCCCCGCCAGGUCCGGUUCUGCAGCUGGAAAAAUUCUGGUUCUUGAUCCUUGGGGCACUUUAGUAUGUGGCUUGAGUCUUCGGUUUUAUGCAAUUUGAGGUAGUGUGACUCAAGAUGCGAGAAACAAGGGGAGUGACGAGCUAAAAGGCUAGCUAUUGUAAUUGGAUAUGAAAUUUUAGAUAUAAAUCAUGAUCUUGUAAGCUAGACUUUAUUUGGAGAUUUUAUGAUAUUAUAGCAAAUUUUAAAAUUUUAUCUUCAGAUUUUGUGGUAUCAGAUUGUGGUAUAAUAAGUUCCGAGCUUUGUG